Messenger RNA from Sardina pilchardus (European sardine), 1468 nucleotides. RefSeq names its product transmembrane protein 231 (gene tmem231). Gene Ontology annotation, biological process: regulation of protein localization; cilium assembly. Bases 348 to 1277 code for a protein of 309 amino acids. Lineage: Eukaryota; Metazoa; Chordata; Actinopteri; Clupeiformes; Clupeidae. The record is from RefSeq and is a predicted model, not a curated record. Gene Ontology annotation, cellular component: ciliary transition zone; ciliary membrane. The transcript has 7 exons.
GGAAGUUCUAGGGAUAAACGCGGCGACGCCUGCACUGCAGUGUACAAAACGUUAACUUUAGCUAUUGCUAGUAACUAAGGAACAUUCGUGUGUCUUAAUGGCAGAUUCUAAAGUUUUGACUAAGCGAAUGUGUCAGGAAAUGAUAGAAAACAUGACGAACUUUAGUCUAAACUGAUUUUGUUAGGUCUUGAGCCAGCGUUAGUCGUAGUAGCCAUACAGCUAGUUAGCUAACGGUACAUGACACUAGCCAGUUAGCUAAACUUGUUUGUCUGACUUGCUUUACAAUACUGCUGCAAAACGUUUAAUUUAUAUAUUUGAAAUUAAAAGGUUUACUUAAUUUUGAAGUCAUGGGCUUCUAUGAAGUAUAUUCUCACCCGGCGUUAAUUCGAUACAAAACAAGCGUAUGCACAAAAGCCACGUUAUUUGUCAUAGCUGUUCUGUGUCUUACUUACAUUUCUCCUCUCCUUGUGGCCUACAGAAGUCAAGGAUUCUGGUUGAAGCGCAGCACGUACGAAGAGCAACCUGUUAUCAGAUUUCAGUAUCAUAUGCUUCUGGUAACCACAACCAGUACAAAAGGCGACUACGUUGCUUGGAGCACAUAUCCACAUUUAAAUAAUUUAUUAGGAAGCAACCUGCGAAUCCCCAUGGUUUCGGCUAGAGAGGAGGAUCAGAAUAAAGAUGGGAAGUUGGACCAGUUGAAUCUCCAGCUGGAGCUUCCUCUCUCACCUGAGGAGCAGAUCUACAGCAUCCAGCUGCUUCUCACCUUCUCCUACCAGCUCUUUAGAAUGUCCACUGUUGUCAUGCAGACACUGGCGUUUGUGCAGCACUCCUCCCCUGUUCCGGGAUCUGAGCUCUUUGUCAGUGGAGAUCUGCGCUUGGAGCAGCGAGUCCCACUCCCUCACCGUGGCCUCCACACGACUUACAAUAUAUCAGUUAUUGAUGGCAAUAGUCCCUUUGCUAGCAGCUAUGAUUUGGUCAAAAUCAUUGGGGCAUACCAGAAAAGAAACUUGACCACUGUUUUCUCCUGCACAAGUCCAGUUUGGACAGUGGGUCGAGCUGGCGGAGCUCCCUUCAGGAUUAGUGCAGAGGUGCGCUAUCCUGUGGAGGUCAUCAGUUACCGUCCAGGCUUCUGGGAGAUGAUUAAGUUUGCGUGGAUCCAGUAUGUCAGUGUGUUGCUGAUCUUCCUGUGGGUCUUCCGCCGCAUCCAAGACUUUGUUUUCCAGAACCAGGUGUUGCCCACUGUGCCUAUUCUACCAUUGAAACAGCACAGAGCCUGAAGAGGGCUGCACUUUUUACAGUCACGAUUGAAUGAUUAUGUGUGUGAGAGGACCAUUCAUUAUUGAAUAAGAGAUCCGUGUGUUCAGCUUCAGUGAGAAAUGCUGUUGUUCUAAUCAUAUUUUUGGAUUUGUAUAUAGAUGUGUUUAUAGCUGAGUUUUAAUUUUGGUACAUUAAAAUGUGUUUCUAUAAA